Paramacrobiotus metropolitanus is the source of this 3345-nucleotide messenger RNA. RefSeq lists its product as uncharacterized. The transcript is spliced from 16 exons. Gene Ontology annotation, molecular function: mRNA binding; RNA helicase activity; ATP binding. The record is from RefSeq and is a predicted model, not a curated record. The coding region runs from base 1206 to 3050 and encodes 614 amino acids. Gene Ontology annotation, biological process: P-body assembly; cytoplasmic stress granule assembly. NCBI's taxonomy places the organism in Eukaryota, Metazoa, Tardigrada, Eutardigrada, Parachela, Macrobiotidae. Gene Ontology annotation, cellular component: P-body; cytoplasmic stress granule.
CAGUGAGGGCCGGGAAUGAGGAACGGGCUGAUAAGGCUGUGAGAGAAAUGAAUCUACGAUUCCUACCGCGGCACGUCGAUGCUAGUUUCGGCGACAUAAAAGCCAGCAACCUCCCAGGAGUACUUCAGCCACCGCCGCCUUUCGAUUUUCAACCACUAGGCGGGGUUUGGCUAAUUGGCAACGCCCCACCACAGAACGCUCCCCCCCUGCCGUUCCCAGUGGUAGUGGACGUAGCUCCAAACCCUGCGGGAGGCGGUAAUGUAAUAAGACCGCCAGCCCCACUGCACCAACAUCAUCUAGGCUUCAAAUGGAAGGCACUCGAAAGGCAGCCUGCAGCCCCAAAAAGCGUUUCGUUUCUCGUCUUAGCUGUGCGUGUGGUCCCCAUAAAUCCCGCGAAUCCUUGCCACUUAUCAUCUUUCUCCGGAAUUGCCUGAAGUAUGCGCUGACUGGUGAUGAAGUUAAGAAAAUCGUUAUGCAGCGAUUGAUCAAAGUUGACGGAAAAGUCCGCACUGAUCCCCCUUUCCCCGCUGGUUUCAGGGAUGUGAUCAACAUUGAACGGACAAACGAGAACUUCCGCCUGAUCUACGAUACCAAGGGCCGAUUCGUAGUUCAUCGCAUCACGCCAAAAGAAGCCUAGUACAAACUGUGCCGCGUGAAGAAGCUGGGUGUCGGUCCCAAAGGUGUCCCGUUCUUGGUGACUGGUGAUGGCCGCACCAUCCGCUAUCCAGAUCCAUUGGUUAAGACCCACGAUACCAUCCAGUUAGAUAUCGCCAGCAGCAAGAUUGUCGACUUCAUUAAGUUCGAAGUUGGCAACUUGUGCAUGGUGAAUGGCGGUCACUACUUGGGUCGUGUCUGGCCUGUCGGCACCAUCACCAGCCGCGAACGACAUCCGGGAAGCUUCAAGCUUCGACAUUGUUCAUAUUAAGGAGUAAGGACGCAUUGGGACACGUUUGGCCGCUCGUAAGAAUAUUGAAUUUCGUGUUCGUUAUUGGAAAGGGUACGAAGCCAUAUGUCAGUCUCCCCCGCGGAAACGGUAUCAGGCUGAGCAUUGGGGAAGAGCGAGAUUGGAUAAUUGCUGCGAAGAGAGAAGCUGCUGCAUAAUUAUUGUUGUAUUGCGAUUCAUCGAUGGUUUUGUGUUUUUCGCUUUAUUGACAUGUCUCGGUAAUCCAUAUAAACUGCAGCUGUAGCUGCAAUGUAGAAAAGACAUGCGAUUUACAAUGGCUCUUCAAAACGGGCACGAGGAGAGGAAGCUGCUGGACUAUGAGGAAAAAGUGGAAGAACUGGUUACCAGCAAUGGCAGUAGCAAUGGCAGUGAGCAAAAUCAGGAACCCAUGGACGAUACGGAUCGUGUCAUGGUGCAUACUCCCUAUCACGGUCACUAUAGCCUGCCAACAGCUGGCUUUAGGGACAUGUUACUGAAACCAGAAAUCCUGAGUGGAAUCUUCGGUGCGGGCUUCGAGCAGCCAUCCCAAGUACAGGCGGAAUGUAUUCCGAAAGCGAUGUCAGGUGUGGAUAUUUUGUGUCAGGCUAAAUCUGGCAUGGGCAAGACAGUCUUGUUCGUAAUUUCCACUUUGGAAAUGAUCGACCCCCAAAAUCACACCCAACCGACCGUCCUGGUGCUGGCACCGACGCGUGAAUUGGCCUACCAAAUCGGAGCUCAGUAUCGUCGUUUCGGACGACAUUUGGGUGGAAUCCGCAUAGGCCUAUUCUGCGACGGCACUCCGUUGUUGGCUGACAUACAGAAUUUGCGCGCCGGCCCUGUCCACAUCGUUCUGGGCACCCCGGGCCGCUUGACGGCUCUGGUCCGUGAGCGCGUGCUGAAUCUGUCGCACAUCAAGCACUUUAUUGUGGAUGAAUGCGACAAGGUGCUGCGCCAGCUAGACAUGCAGUCGGAUGUGCACGAAAUUUUCCUGGCGACACCGUUCGAAAAGCAAGUUAUGAUGUUCAGUGCCACAUUCCCGACCGCGGUUUUGCAGGAUUGCCGAACGUAUUUGUCAAAGGAGGCGUUUGAAUCGCAGAUCAAAAAUCCUGCUCCUAUCCUUUCAGAAGAUGCUCAGAAGCAGGAAUCCAUGGAGGACGGUUUUUUCUAUUCUGAAGGCAGUGAAAAAGUCAUCAUUUGCAUUGGCGGAGAAGACCAGCACAUUGUUUUCCGCAGCGUGGAGAGACUUUGUCCGUCCGAUUUGGGAUGGGGCAAUUUAAUGUCCUUGCCCAUCGGUGUCUGCAAUGCAGGACUAGUUGCUCGCAGUGAAUUCAUAUAUUUAUGUGGCGGGCAGCUACCUGACGGCUCCGCUUCUGGUGACACAUUUCGCUUUGAUACGUUCAAUAACAAAUGGGAGGCUAAAAAACGGAUGAAUUCGCCGCGGUUCGCGCUCGGUAUAGCUGCAUUUGGGGAAUACAUUUACGCCAUUGGAGGCUGUGACGGUCGCUCGGUUUUGAAUACUGUGGAACGCUAUUGCAUUCCGUCGGAUAACUGGGAAUUCGUGGCUGAUUUGCCGGUUCCGCUGAGCGGUUGUUCGGUGGUCGAUCUCGAAGGCAGUUUAUACGUGUUUGGCGGCGUCUCUGAUAGAGGUUUUUCGGAUGAGGUUUUGCGGUAUGCUCAUCAGAGCGGCAGCUGGAGUUCCGCGAAGUCUGUGCAUGUAUCUCGUACUGGUGCGGUGGCUUGUGUCGGCCCAGACAAUUUCAUAUAUAUCGCCGGCGGGAUAUCCAACGAGAAGGUUGUGUUGAAUCGCUUGGAUGCUUAUAAUCCCAUUGCCAACGAAUGGAUACCAAAAAGUUCAAUGGCUGUUGGGCGAUAUUUGCCAGGGAUCGCGUUUGACAGUGAAGGGUUUUUCGUUUUUGGUGGCCAGCAGCUUCUCGAUAGUCCUGUCGAUACAGUUGAAGCGUAUAACUUUGCGAAGGAUGAAUGGGUCCUUCUAGAGACUGUGCUGCCCUGCGCUCGAAGCGGGCUCAGUUGUGUUUCCGUACCGAUCAAUAAAUCGUUUACACAUCCUUCAUUUCAAAUGGAUCCCGUUCGCGGCCGUAUCGUUUUCAACAGAACUGCUCAGGAUUAAGACCGAGAUCUGAUCUAACGCGCCUACAGGAAUUUUCCGUUAAAGAUCUCACCUUCUAUCCAAAGUUUUCUUCACACUGAUCUGCAUAAAUUGCCUUCCGAUUUGGAGAAAUGCUAUUACACUAGUAUACGCUAAAGGUGCUUUGUUUGUAGCAAGUGGGUUUCUGCUGUAUUUCUGAGUUUACCAUUAACAGUUUUGUUUUUCGAAUUCGUGUUUGCACCACGAUACUCGUAUGGAUUUAGUGUUGUAGACACACGGUAGAUAUUGAGAAAUUCAGUAAAAUGCAGCUAAACUG